CCAGUAGGAGGCGCAAAUGCACCACAAAUUGGUUUGUCACUCACCAUAAAAAUGAAAGAAGAACGAUGCGAUGAACGCAACUUGUAUCUAGGUUAUGAUUGACUGGAUUGGUGUAUCAUUCAGGUCCUGAUGGAUGAGAACAAUGAGGAUGAAGAACUGAAUGAAGCGGAGGAGAAACACCAUCAUGUCGAAACUGGAGAACAACCAGAGCCAAGGCCAAAAAAAUCUUUCGCCUGCCCUCAGUGUGGAAAGACUUUCAACUACAAACACAAUCUUCAAGUUCACAUGAGAGUUCACACUGGAGAAAAGCCAUUCAUGUGCGAUUAUUGUGGAAAGAGUAUCAAAUAUGAAAGAAACUUUCAAGAACAUCGGCGAACUCAUACUGGAGAGAGACCCUAUUCAUGUAUUCACUGCGGAAAGAGUUUUGCGAAUAAAAAAACCUUUAAGAUCCACACCAGGAUCCACACUGGAGAGAAGCCGUUCACAUGUGAUCUGUGUGAAAAGAGAUUUACACAAGCAAGAGCUCUCAAAUCGCAUCUGCGUUCUCACUCUGGAGAAAGACCGUUUCACUGCGAUCAGUGUGAUAAAACAUUUUUUACAGCAUUAUCCCUGAGAAAGCACUUGAAAAUCCACACGCAGGAGAAACCUCAUGUGUGUCUGUUGUGUGGAAAAGCUUUUACAGAGCUUGGUUCUUUAAUAGUUCACCAGAAAAGACAUGACGGUCUGAAGAAUCACAUAUGCGGUGAGUGUGGGAAGUCGUUUAUUACGAAUAGUGAACUGAAAGUGCACCAGAAAGUUCACACUGGAGAAAAACCUUUCCAGUGUUCGUACUGCGACAAGAGAUUUAAUCAAACCGGACAUCUGAAAACACAUGAGAGGAUCCACACCGGAGAGAAGCCGUAUCACUGCACUCCAUGCGGGAAGAGCUUCAGUCAGUUCGCUUCUCUUCUCAGGCAUAAAAACACUAAUAUCUGUAAUAAGUUGCAAGGUUUUGACAAAACCUGAUUAUACAUGUUACCAGACAUGAUUUGAACGUCAUUAGACUGAUUGCAGUGGUGUUGGAAGCUAUGUAUAUAACUUAUAUCAACCUAUGAUUAAAGUGACAUGAAAUCAAAAUUGGUUUAUUUUCUGAAUGUAUGCUACUGAACAAUUCAUGCAUGCAUGUUUUUAAUCAAAAUGUCAUAACUUGCUGCAGUUUAGCACAGUUCAUUGUUUGCAAGUACGUCUUCAAGUGUUCUCAUGCUUUUACAUGAUUGAUUCUCUGGAGUUAUAAUAUUGUUUAAGUUGUCAUGUUGGGUUUGGCAUUAAAAUUUGUUUUAUUUAAGAGUAACCAACAGUAUACUAUAGUUACAGUUUGUAGUGCACAUUCAUGAUACAUCUAAAAUUAUACCAGUUUUAAUGUUAAUUCACUUUAUUAUAAUGCAUGUUUUAUAAUUUUAUAAGUACGUUGUAUUUAAAAUAUCGUGCUUUUUUUUCCAUUCUUAUUAACAUUUCUCCAUUUAUAUCUCUCAGAACUUUGUUUUUCUUGCAUACUGAACCGUAUUAUCUCUACGCCCCAGUCCAACAGGUGGCGCAAAUGCAUCAUCGUUUAUUUCUCAAAAUUAAAAGAAGAAUGAGGUGCUGAAAGCAUCUGGUACCUACGGAGCCCCUUAAGGGACAUGGUGGUGGAAGAAAUUAGGGGUGAGAGGAAAAAAUAUUUUUUCAAAUGAUUUGUGUUCUCUUGCAAAGAUAUUUGCGUUCUCUUGUAAAACCAGUUGAGUUCGGACAAACUCUUCCUGUUUACGUUACAGCUUGCAGUAGUUCAUACAGUAUGUUCACAAUGGAGCGGUUCAUAGAGUUUUAUUUUGAACUUGGACUCAAAUAAAAAAAUACGUCAGGGAUUAGUUCAAGGCACGGUUUUGGGACAUUCUAAAAUGCUUUAUGUGACUUAAUGUUUUAAAACAGUGACAUUGGAGAGCCAAAUUCCAUAAUGAUAAAUUCUGCUAAAAUUAUUAGGCUAAUAUUAAUAUCCUUAUUAAUAACGUUAGCCUGCUAUUAAUGAAGCAGGAUAGCCUAGAAUAUCAACGCAACGCCCUGGUCAUUAAGCUUCUGAAGCACAUCAGAAUCCAUGCUGGAGGCCAAACAGACUCGUGUCCACAGUGCGGAAAGCAUUUGGGUCAUACAAAAUACAGCAAAGAUCAUAUGAGGAUCCACACAGGAGGAAAAACCACACACGUGUGAUCAAUGCAAUGUGAUUCAUGCAAAAAACCCACUUUACGGAGCACACGAGGAUCCACACAGGAGAGUGGCUUUACACAUGUGAUGAGUGUGGGAAGGGUUUCACAAAAAAAGCGCACCUCAUGGGACGUUAAAAUCCACACUGGAUGAGAAAUUGCACACGUGCGAUCAGUGCGGGAAGCGUUUCGCACACGCAAGAUCUCUGAAAGCACAUCAGAGUACUCAUUCGGGAGAAAGACUGCGUAACUGUGAUCAGUGCGGUAAGAAGUUUAACUGGCUGUCAGUCCUGAGGAACCAGCAGAAAUUUCACGCUAAUGAGAAGCUUCACAUGUGUUCUUUGUGUGCAAAGGGUUUUUCACAAUUGCCGUCUUUAAGACGACACCAGAAAUGACACAAAAUGACACAAAUGUGUGAAUGUAAAUGACAGUAUGUCUGUGUAAAUCAUUUUUGCUACUCUAUUAAUAAUCCAUAAGUUAAAUCAACACUGACACUGUUCAUAUUCUUAACACAUCUUACUGUGGACUGAUUCUAAACGAUUCACCUGUUUUUUGUUUGUUUAUUUUUGACCAUUUUUUUGUCAUUUACUUUCCCUGUAAUGUGAUUGACGUAUGUGAUGCCGUGCUACUGUUCAGCCAAUCACAUUCAGGUGUGCAACAUUAACAAUCACCUGAUCAGCUGAAUUAUGCUCACUUUAUCUUAGUUACCCCUGUUACAAAUGCUUAAUUGCUGCCCCUGAUUA
This is a messenger RNA of Onychostoma macrolepis, 2956 nucleotides long. RefSeq lists its product as uncharacterized. Bases 130 to 1005 code for a protein of 291 amino acids. Gene Ontology annotation, biological process: regulation of immune system process; regulation of cytokine production; negative regulation of transcription by RNA polymerase II. The record is from RefSeq and is a predicted model, not a curated record. Lineage: Eukaryota; Metazoa; Chordata; Actinopteri; Cypriniformes; Cyprinidae. The transcript is spliced from 2 exons.